This is a messenger RNA of Nakaseomyces glabratus, 660 nucleotides long. It is a transcript of the gene YPT6, whose product is annotated as Rab family GTPase YPT6. The record is from RefSeq and is a predicted model, not a curated record. Gene Ontology annotation, molecular function: GTP binding; GTPase activity. Gene Ontology annotation, biological process: vesicle-mediated transport. Lineage: Eukaryota; Fungi; Ascomycota; Saccharomycetes; Saccharomycetales; Saccharomycetaceae.
AUGUCAGGUAGACAAGAUAAACUGUUAACGAAGUAUAAAAUUGUGUUUCUUGGUGAGCAAGGUGUUGGUAAGACAUCGUUGAUCACUAGAUUCAUGUAUGAUACAUUCGAUGAUAAUUACCAGGCGACGAUUGGUAUAGAUUUCUUGUCGAAGACCAUGUACCUCGAUGACAAGACUAUCCGUUUGCAAUUAUGGGAUACUGCAGGUCAGGAAAGAUUCAGAUCAUUAAUCCCUUCCUAUAUUAGAGACUCAAGAGUGGCAAUUGUAGUAUAUGACAUUACUAAGAGGAAAUCGUUUGAAUUCAUUGAUAAAUGGAUUGAAGAUGUUAAGAAUGAAAGAGGUGCAGAGAAUGUAAUAUUAUGUGUUGUUGGUAAUAAAAGUGAUUUGGCAGAUGAAAGACAAGUCACUGCUGAGGAAGGUGAAAAGAAGGCCCAGGACCUGGGAGCAAAAAUAUUUAUGCAAACCAGUACUAAAGUUGGUUAUAACGUCAAGAACUUAUUCAAGAAAAUUGCCAAGUCUUUACCAGAAUUCCAAGAUUCAGAUGCAAAUCCGCUAGAAAACACUGGCGGAGCAGCAGGAAACAGGAAUUCCAAUAAAGCUGGUGUUAUUGACAUUUCUACUACUGAUGAAGAUCAAUCACAAAGUGGUUGUCAAUGUUAA